AUGUCCCUCCAACGCUCCGGAGUGGGCAUAACUCUUAUAUAUUUACCUGUAGGUUUUAUCAAAUUCCGCAUUGUGGUCUCACUACCUCAUUCCCCAACCUUUAUUUGGUUGAGCGUCAAUUUGACAUUGGUAUAUGACGGUUCCGGUAUCGACAGGAUUGGAAAUAUGUCCUCUGACCCACCUUCUGAGGUCAAUGAGAAUUAUCCCGACUUUGAUUAUAACCGAUUACAACCCCCGCCCGAGGAGUGGGAGCUCUAUGACAUUCCUGACAAGACUCAUUUGAGAAACAGGGCCCUCGACCUGAAAACGUUUAAGAAACUAGUCAAGCACCACUCAUGGGGAAUUCACGUAAUCAUCGGCGAGCGUCGGACAAAAGAGAGACUGCUACAAGUGCUCAAAAGAAUUAUUUUUAAUCAAACACCGCAGCUUCGACCUACGUGGCAUGAGUUUAUAUCUCGAAAUUGCGAUGCGGGCCCCAGACUUUUACGCAGAAGCUACAACGCCCUGCAAAUCAGUCGAAAUUAUCCUACUGGUGUUCCCGGACAGUCAAUUUAUCUUCGGCCGCUAAACGCACAGAAGGCACAGUUGGCGCUUCAACCUAGCAAUCAGUCUAUCGCUUUCACUCAUGCAUCUAAUCAGCCUGGGCAGAUAGAAACAGGCAAUUAUCCUGCCGGUCCCAAUGACAGUUCAAACACAAUCCCUUCAGAGCCGCCGGGAUUUAUGACGGGUUCUAACAUCCACCAAAAUAUGGCAUUUGAUCUGGGUAACCCUAUGCCGCUCCUACCGAUAAACUAUGACUUACAGAUGCCACAAAAUCCUUCUUUUCUGCAUCCCCUUCCGCCUGCGCCAGCUAUAGGCCAAUCCAACCAAUAUUAUAAUCCAUCACGAUUCGUGAGGCCCAAUCAAACAUCAAGGGAGCAAUUACCUACCUUACCAGUAACUGAUACUGCUGACGUUGUUGAAGCUAUUGAGCGGGCCGUUAUGAGCUUUCCCUACCAAGAGUUACAAAGACACCAAAAUGCUCGCCAGAUUGCUCGACCUAUCCGAAAUUAUAUUGCUACUUCAAGUCUUCACCUUACAUUAAGUACACCUAGGCUAUACUCAACCAUUUCCCAUAUUCGAGCCAUUAUCGAGGGAAAUAUUCCGGCAUUCAGGUUCGCGCCAAAUGGUAGUCGCUACCCUUUUCGUGGCCGGGGUCCUGUAUCAGGUCGAGAUACAACCCCUAUUGAUUGCGCAAUUGUUGUGGGUGUACUGUUAGAUGCCGGAUCUACCAUUGCAGAUUACACAAAUGGAACGAGUGUGAAGCCUAGCCCCUCACUUCUGGAAAACGCUUUUUUGGAUGCUCUGCAUGUUAAUUGGGAGGUACUUUCGGAAACAGCUAGUGUAGGCCGCCGCGAUGAAUUUCGAGAUACCCUUGUCGACUGGCUAACCGGCAGAGGCUUGGCUGUGAGCCCUACAAAUGUGUGGAGUCUAUGUACUGAGUCCUUUAGGCAGUUCUUUAUCACCUAUACGGAGCAACUUCACCCAUGCGCCUGCCAGGAGGCACAACCCAGCACAUUACCCUUCACAACAAAAUUUGUUACGCCCGAAUUCCAGGAUGGUGAUGCAGCAGGAGUGGAUGCGGCUACGUUACUUGAACGGUUCUUCCAUAGUUCUCAGCAGUUCAAUUGUUCUCUCUGUGGAAGCUUAAAGUCAAACCAUAUCGAGAGAAAAUUUGGCGAUCUCCCCUGGAGAUUGGUCGUCCGCGUUGAUCAGCGAACUUUGCUUCAAUCCCACGCGGCACGAAGUAUCAGUUUUGACUAUGUCGACAGCGACUCAAUACCGCAGAAGGCAACGUAUCGUUGGCUAGGCGGAAUCUACUGCGUCCUCAUUGGCCAGAGUUACCAUUUUCGCGUGUACUGGAAUGACAACGAACGGGGAGAAAUUGAUAAUGGCGCAAUUCGAGUUUAUGACGGAACGCAGGUAUCUGGCUCGAUUAUCGGUGGAUUGCGUGCAACAAAAACACUACAGCGCAUACCACCUAGCUGGUGGGCAGGGGGGGCACCACCUCUAUUGUUUUACGAAAAGAUUGUUAACCCAACCAGGAAUGCACUUCACUCUGCAAGAUCCGCGAUUGACAAUAUAUUAAACAUUAUGGACAAAGGUGAACUUGUUUUUCAGCAACAUCAAGGGUGGCAUCCACACGGUUCUACACGAAGAUCACAACAAUGCAGACAUGGCACCUUAGAAGCAGACCCCAGGGCUUCAGGUCCAACACUGGAGUCCUUCACUCGAUCCCAGCCGCCGCAUCAAAUGAAAAUUCCGGGUCAGACCGAUAGAGAGAGUGAUCAGCUUCAGUUACCACCUCACCCACAGAGCUUAGUCCGGUCAGGUCUACGGCAAAUACCACGGAAUCGACGGGUCGUAUACCAUCAACAGACUGGGAUACCGUUCGCCCAGCCAACAGAACACAGAGCUGGAAACUCUCGUCAGACAAUCAGCACCCAAUAUCUUGACACCACAGCAGGUGAUGGCGGCACCACACAGGAAGAUGGAAUUCCGCCUGGCCCACAGCAGCAGGCUGCUUCGUCUGGGGCCCAGGCUACAAAACCUUCGUUUGAUUCCACUACCCAACCUGUAGAUAAUAAUGCUACCACGGACUUUGAAAAUCUGUUUGAUUUACCCGAUAUAGGAUCUGCAGGUUUUUCAUUUUCGUCCUUCAACGACAUUGAAGAACGCACGGCCGCUCUCUUUCGUGAUCCGUGUGAUUUCUCUACUUCAGAGGCAAUUUCUACAAGUACAAUACCUCAAGGAAUUACGCAAACCACUCUUGGAGAAAGGUCUGUAGUAGUCUCUGGGGAUACAGAUACAGGUCCCUUUCAGAAAACACAGGCUGUGCCGGAGGGAAAUGACGAUGGUGCGGAUAUGGCAAACGAAUUUCUCGUGAAUCCAUACGCUGUGCCCCAAGGGCAGUCGAAUGUGAGUCCUAUUACCUUCUCUCAGACUCAAUUCAUAGAAGAUACUGCCGAUCUGGACACCUCAAAUAUGCCAGCGAUGGACGACAGUAUAGAGUGGGCUUUUGAUUUUGAGGCUGCAAGCGCUGAGCUAAUGGGCAACCCCAACACAACGCCUCCGACCACUACAAGAACAGCUCUACUGACGGAGACAGAUCCUUUUGGGACAAUGUUUCAAGAAUUCUUGACUAGCCAACAAAUGCAAGAAAUGGGGUAUGGUAUGCCAUAUUCCAGCGAGCCAGCGCAGGGGCCUAGCGUUGACUUCGGAGACGGUGGUGGCGAAAAUAUAGGCACUGAAAAGCGAAAAAGAGGUGCAGAUUUAGGCAGUGAAUCGAGUGAUCUAGGUGGCCCGAAGCUCGCCAAACGAUGA
This is a messenger RNA of Ophidiomyces ophidiicola, 3363 nucleotides long. RefSeq lists its product as uncharacterized. Lineage: Eukaryota; Fungi; Ascomycota; Eurotiomycetes; Onygenales; Onygenaceae. The record is from RefSeq and is a predicted model, not a curated record. Bases 1 to 3363 code for a protein of 1120 amino acids. The transcript has a single exon.